AAUAAGAUAUAAUAACUAAACAAAAGUCAAAAAUUCAUUAUUUAGACGGGGAAUAAUAAUGUAUUGGAACUCGGUUUAGUAUAGGAUUUAUAUUUAAAUAGUACAAUUUUGAAUUUGGAAGUAUAGGAAACUAAAAUAAAUAAAAACAAUUAAUAAUCUAAAAUAAAUAAAAUUAUGUUUGUAGUGAUUAAUUAAAGUGUCAAAUUAUAAUCAAAAAACAAUUACGGGGACAAUCAUACUAAAAUAGGAUAGAUGAAAAAAAAUCGUCAAAUUAAAUUUAAAGCGUUUUUUGUACUGUAGACAAUAAUGCUAACUUAAUCAUAAAAUAUUUAUGAUUUAUUUCACCUACGCCCUAUAUUUUUUGUAUUCAAAUCGAUCUUUUUUUUUAUAAUAAAUCAUAAAAGCACAGAACGUGAGCAUAAAUUUAUUACGUUUAUAUAAUUUAAUAAUAAUAUAAACUGAUAACGGUUUUUCACAAUUUCCCCUCCAUUCACAAACUUUUAAAAUUGUAUUUAAUUAAGUGUAUAUUUAUAAUUAUUAUUUCCAUUUAGUCAAUGCAGAAAUGGUCUAAAAGUAUUCAAGUGUUAUUAUUUUCAUUCAGACUAGUUUUCUAAAUUGGUACUAAUUUUACAUAAUUAAAAUAUAAAUUCUCAAAAAUAUAAUCAGUCCUUAUAAUAGACGCUAAAAAUGUUAACCUACACGGACAUACAUCUAAUAUAUAUUCUUCCAGCUGUUGGAGUAUUAACACUUAUAACACUGCCAUUUAUCAAUCGCUGGGAGACGUCUAAGAUCGUAAUCAUAACCGCUGUAGCACUUAUCUACACGACGCCGUGUUACAAUUACAGCAUCUCUAACAGAGCCAGAUCGUAUUCACCAGGACGAGUUAAAGCCGUCGUAGGAAACGUACCCGUCGAAGAGUACUUGUCAGUUGUCCUACAGACCGUGUUGACUUCGCUUUGGGCUUUGCUGUGUCUCCGGUGGAGACUGCCGUUUUUGAAUUUCAACCACGACAAACGGAGUUAUCAAUUGAUCCGAUGGAUACCGAUUUUGUUACUGAGCGUUGCCGUGGCUGUAGGGUUCAAAAUUGCCGUUCCGGGACAAAAAACGUUCUAUUUGGGAAGUAUUCUGUAUUGGGCGUCCCCGGUCAUCAUGCUCAUGUGGUACGGUGCCGGCAACUAUUUCGUGAGAAACAUUAAGCUGUCGUUCAUGGCGAUCGUGAUUCCGACUUUAUACUUGUUAUGGGUCAACCGAAUAGCCCUGAAGGAGAACAUAUGGCAUCUGAAUAAAGCGACCAGCUUAAACGUAAUCGCGAUGAAUGGUUUACCAUUAGAAGAAGUAUUAUUUACGGUUAUAACGACCACUAUGGUUGUGUUGGCGGGAACUUGUUACGACAAAGCGUACGGGAUGAUUGUAACCUUCUCGUUGAUAUUCCCUCAUCAGUUUAGUAUAAGUUGGAAAUUCAUCAGUCAGAUGUAUCGAGCGUUCGAGACUCCAGAAUAUUCUAUGCCGUCUAUUGUCACAGAAGAUUUAAAAAAAUGUAUCGAAGUAUUAAAUUCUUCGAGUACAUUUGGUACUUCUAAUUAUUUAUUUCACAUCGGUAAGUUAUCAUGAUGAUACAUUUUUAAAUACAAACAACACUUUUUAUUAUAUGAAUUAUUAAUUAAAGUAAUAUAUAAUAUAAAUACUAGUGUCAUGGA
Aphis gossypii (cotton aphid) is the source of this 1697-nucleotide messenger RNA. RefSeq lists its product as uncharacterized. Lineage: Eukaryota; Metazoa; Arthropoda; Insecta; Hemiptera; Aphididae. The coding region runs from base 688 to 1611 and encodes 307 amino acids. The record is from RefSeq and is a predicted model, not a curated record. The transcript is spliced from 2 exons. Gene Ontology annotation, molecular function: intramolecular lyase activity.